UAGGUAUACAUGUGAACAAAGAAUACUGUGUGUGUGUGGGGGGGGGUCAGAGUGUGACCCCAUAAACGACUUCCCAGAGGUACAGGAUAAAAGUUUGAACAAUCAUACCAAGGUGGUAACAUCCUAGUCCUACAGGAUCUGACUUGCUUAAUUUUGUACAAGCUGACAAGAUAUUAUUGCAUUAUGCUGUUAUGCUGUAUAAGUUGUAAAUGCGUUUUCAUGGCAAUAAUAACUAGUUUAGUACCAGUUAUACCAAGAAUAAGAGAUAAGAAGAGUGAGACGAUGAAGAGAAGGGUACGGGUAGGAGAAGAAUUCCCAGUGUGAAUUAUUUGUUUCAAGCCCUGCAUGAACAGUCUUGAGUCAAACCUUCCUGAGACUGUUCUAUGUGGGCUUUCCUUGUUCUGUCUGUAUAUGCAUGAUUCUUUUUUUACUUGGUGCUCUGUUUCAAAGACAUGUUAGCUUAAAUUGAAUUAUUACUUAUUUCAAAAUAGCUGUUGAUGUGACAAAAGGUGCUUCUAGUAAAGGGUUAGACUGUAAAAACAAAGUGUAAAUGUCCCUUCUGUGACCAUCCUCUAAGCAUACAACAACUGGACUCAUCCGGUAUGUAAAAUAGGUGAAUCAUCUCUUAAUUUCUUCCUUUCUUUCUUUUUCCUUUUCUUUUUUUUAAACACUAAUGAUGAAAUUAGAAGCUCCAACUUUAAUUGCCCUAAAAAACUGAUGUCUUUGAUCCUUCUCUUGGUCUGCAGGAGCAGAGGUAUUUAAGAUAUUUGGAAAUAUACCUACCUGAUGAAAUAUUUAAUUGUGAAUUACUGCAUCACCAAGUCACAAUAUCCUGACUCAAUUUUCCUCCAGUGUCCAUGUCUUGGUGAAUUGAUAAUAUCAGUAUCUGUGCAUAAUCUUGAUGAAUAUGUAUGCACUCUUUUCCUGUUUCUGUCCAUCAUGUAACCAAACAUGCUGUAUACUCACUUCCUGCUGGGGCCUGCUUAGACACUAUCCACUGAAGCAUGCUACCCGGGAUAGAGGUCAAAUCUGUCUGACUUAUUUUUAAACUGGGAGCCGUAUUGCUGGAAUGAAACCUGACACUUUGUUGCUGUUAAUGUUUGUGUGUUUGGUGUGUAUGCCUGUGUAUCCGUGUGGUCUGCUUUGGUCCAUCUCUCUUUAUGCUUCUAGCAAUGCUUUUACUUUAACAAGAGUGUGCAUCUGAGCAUGUAAUAAAUGGCAUAGCUACAUAUAGACAUCAUUAAUGAACAGCUGUGCAAACAUUGGCAAAACCCUUUCAAAUAGCUUGAAGAAUUCCAAUCACAGAUACGACUCCCUCGCCCAGACAGUCAGGCGAUGAUAUCAGGACAGCCAAUCAUUAGCUGAUCUCAGGAAAUACUUCCAAUAGUGAGAUCUAUGGGAUUUAAUUGAUCCUCAUCCAAACAUUAAGGGUUACACUCGACAGUGUACAGUGUAUUAUAGCGGUUGUCCCUACCUUAACGAAAAGGAAACUAACUCUGACCCCCAUUUGUAUGGCUGGGAAAUAUGUUAGGAAAACUAAUUAAGAGGCCCCCAUGCUGCAAAUGGAGUGAGGGGGUGGAGUUCUGAGGAAGAACAUGACAUCUCUGGGAAAGGGCUGCAGGGAGAGAGAGGCCAGGGAACCUUUUGUACGACUAGUUGGAUUAUAAAAAUCAGAAAACAGAUCAACCACCAUUUAAACUGCUGUGCCUUUAAGUUGUAACUGGAUUGUUUUAAAAAAAAAAAAAAUUGUAUCUCACCCAGGACCAUUUAUUCUGAUGAUUAUAUCACACUGAAUAUGGAUUUAUUAUAUCUGAAUCAGAUGUUUUGAUGUUGUUUUUGUCUUUUUCCUGGAAUAUCAUGCGCAAGUUUGAAAAACUUUGAUUAAUCCUUUUUGUGUUUGAAUUACGCUUCGAUUACAACUUUUUUAUAUAUCAUUUUUACCCACCUAAACUUUACGUUUCAAUCUGCACACCAGUGCCACUGCCAGAUCUCUCCAGUGAACAUCAGCAGCCUAUCACAUCUCCCUUCUGGAUGUACCCAUAAUAGCAACGCAGAUCGCUUAACACUUUUUCGCAGACUGUCGCUGGUGCCUCCGAAACGGGGGUUUGGUUAUGUAUACGUUCUUUAUUCGUUUUUUUUGAGAACUUUCUCAGCUUUGGACGACAACAUUGCCAUCCGUGUGAAAUGUUCCCUCCGUCCCCGCUACUGCUCGUUUUCCCCGCUGCGCUCUUCUGGGCCGCACAAGUUGCCGGGGACCUCGAGGGUGUUACCAUCCCCGGUGAGAGCGCAAGUUUCGACCCGGCGCACCCCUGCGCCGUAGUGUCUCCACCAUGCAUGAGCGAGGCUGAUCGCUUCAGCUUGGAGGCCCUUCGGAGCAUCCAUCAGAUGAUGGAUGAUGACCAAGAUGGGGGGAUUGAGGUGGAAGAGAGUGUGGAGUUCAUUAUUGAAGACAUGAAGCAGCAACAGACUAACAAACACAGCAACCUGCACAGAGAAGACCAGCACAUCACAGUUGAGGAGCUCUGGAGAAGCUGGAAGUCAUCCGAAGUACAUAAUUGGACUCAGGAUGACGUGCUCCGCUGGCUGAAGGAUUUUGUUGAAUUGCCACAGUAUGAGAGACAUUUUAAAGAGUUUAAGGUCAAUGGAAACACACUCCCCAGGAUUGCAGCUAAUGAGCCUUCAUUCCUGAGUGGCCAGCUAAGAGUUCAGGACCAGAGAGACAAACAGAAGCUCACCAUCAAAGCUCUGGAUGUUGUUCUGUUCGGACCACCUACACGGCCCCCUCAUAACUACAUGAAAGACCUGCUGCUCAUUGUGUCAGUUGUGAUGGGAGUCGGCGGCUGCUGGUUUGCCCAGGCUCAGAACAAAGCCAGCAAAGUCCACAUAUCUAAAAUGAUGAAAGAUUUAGAAAGUCUCCAGAGGGCUGAACAGAGCCUCAUAGAACUACAAGAACAACUGGAGCGAGCCCAGGAAGAAAAGCGUAAUGUGGCAGAAGAAAAACAGAGCCUAGAGGAGAAGAUGAGAGAUGAGAUCAUGGGGGCACAGGAAGAGGCUCAUCGUCUGCAUGAGCUGAGGCAGGGAGCUGUUAGUGAGCUGAGCCGCCUCAGAUAUGCAGAGGAGGAGCUGGAACAGGUCCGUGGAGCGCUGAAGCAGGCCGAGAAGGACAUGCAAGCCAGCUGGACUGUCACAGAGGUGCUUCAGCAGUGGCUGCAGCUGACACAUGAGGUAGAGGUGCAGUACUACAAUGUUAAAAAGCAGAGUGCAGAACUACAGCUUGCCACUGCCAAGGAGGAGGCAGAGAAGAUUAAGAAGAAGAGAAACUCUGUGCUGGGGACACUCCACGUGGCCCACAGCUCCUCUCUAGACCAAGUAGACCACAAGAUUUUGGAGGCCAAGAAUGCCUUGUCUGAAGUAACAGCCUGCCUGCGGGAGCGUCUUCAUCGCUGGCAACAUAUUGAGCUCCUCUGUGGGUUUCCCAUCAUCAGGAAUCCGGGUUUAGCAAAACUCACUGCUCAACUCUACUCCGACUCAAUUGCCCUGGGGUUGCCUAGAGUGUGCCAGUCAUCUUGUUCGUGCCACAGCUCCAUUCAUGGCUCCAUAGAGGAUCUUUUAGAUGAGCCUACCUCUCCUAUUUUACCUCAGAUACCAGUUGCAGUUGCACCACUUAAACGGUCUCCUCGAGCACGGGUAUCCAUACGUCGGUCACGUCGCUCAGGGAUCAUUCCUCAACCAUCAGCCACCAUGAUCUCCCCAGACCCUGACCUUCUUAUCCCCAUCCGAACUCCCUACUCUUCCUAUGACGAGGAAGAGGAACAUUUUCGAAAAACACUAAAAAAACAAGAUUCCCAAGAAAGGUUCUCAGAUUCAGAGUAUAUGACUUCUCCUCCUCUCAGCAAACUGUUCCCUAGUUCUGCUGUUGAUAUCUCCUCUCGAAAGCUCUAUCACGAUGACACUGAGCUGCUUGCUGAGAGCCCUGUUACAAAAACUUUAACUAAAGAAGUAGAGGCUCUUGUUGAAUCGCCACCUCACAAAAUGUCAGUGGAAGACCUUGAAACUUCUGUUGAUAUUGCCUGUAGCAAGAUGGUUAGAGACAAAACCUUGGAUACUUCGUUGGAAACAUCUUCUUUAAAAAUGUCUGCAGAAGAGUCAUGUACAGAUUCAACAUCAAGGAAGAUGUCACGCAACAGGACUGGACUUUCCACUGAUGUUGCGCUUAAAAAGGGAAUUUCAAAUGAGACAGAUGCAGAGUUUUCACCCAGGAAAGUAGAGAAGGACACAGUGGGGGAUUUGACAGAAGUUCCCUCAAAGAAUACAUUCAGAGAAAGAAGUGAUUUGGGAAUAGAUGUGAGGAAGAUGAUAUGGGAUGAAGUAGAAGCAUCAGUGGAUCUAGCAAAAAGGAAGAUAUCAAAAGAUAUGAUGGGCUCUUCAACUGACACUUCCUCAGGAAAGAUGACAAGGGAUGAUCCUGAGCAUCUAUUUGACUCCAGAAGGAUUACUAGAGAUUCAAUGGGAGUUUCCCAAGACACAGGUUCCAGGAAACAUGCGUUCCAUAAAGGGGAAAAUCAAUUUGAUUCCUCUGUGAGGGGAUCAGCAAAAGACAAAAUAGUUGAGACAACCAGAAUACCAACAAGAAAAAUAUCUAGAGAUGAGCUGGAGUAUUAUACAGAUGUUGCUUCAAUGAAGAUACUGCCCAGAGAGAGACUCGAAGCACUUGUGGACACCUCAUCCUCUACAGAGAUGCAAGAGUUUUGUUUAGAGCCAUCAACAAGUAAAGGUUUACUGAGAAAUGAACUUGAAAUGUCUGCUGGUUCUCUCAGAAGGAGAAUGCCAAGAAUGCCGAGAGAGGAUGCUGAAAGCACCAUAGACACUCCUACUGGAAAAAUCUCUUGGGAUAGAGUUGAUAUCCCAAGGGAAAUGCCUAAACAAUUCAUCUUGAGGGAAGAGUUAUCAGAAUCAAGUUCAUUGGCAGCUCACAAUGUGCAGCCUGAUCUCAUGUUAACUUCCCAGGUGCCAUGGAAGUCUUCAUCAGACUUUUUUACUGUUGGGCCACUGAGCCAGCUCGUUUAUGAUGGAAUCCUUGAAAAAUCAUGCAGCUCCGUGUCUUCAGCAACAAACCUCUCUGCUGGCAGGCUGCGAGCAGAGAUGGAGCCACCUCUGCCAAAACCAAGGGUUGUCCUUCCUGCUCCCUCAUUGCCUUCGGAGGCCGCAGAUGACAAGAACAAGGAAAAGGAAAAGAGCAAGAAACCUUUAAAGCUCAAAAAUCUCUUUAAAAAGAAAAAUGAGUCGAGUCCAGAGAAGCUUUAAGGUGCUCUUCGGAAACUCUGGCAAUCAGCUGAUUUUUUUCUUUCUUUCUUUUGAACAUUUUAUAGAAACUGAGUUUCGAAUUGUCUUUGAUGACAUUCAGUAGUCAAGGUUUUACAAACCUUUUAGCUCAAGGGGUUCAACUAUAGUGUUGCAUUAGUUGUUAAGGAACUGGAGUCAUUAUAUUAUUAUACACGCUAUCCCAAUUUUAGGGGUAAUCAAAAAUAGUUAAGGUUAAAGUUAAGAUUAAGUUAAGGGCUGUUUUUAAUCCUUGGAUGAAAGUCCUUUUUAGUUAAUGAAAUGUAAAACACAUGGAUUUCACCAAAUUUUACAUUUAAUCUUUUGAGAUGCCCUGCCAAGCAUUUACUGCAACCACCUUAGGUUUCUUUAUAUGUUUUCUGAAGCUGUAUAUCGGACAUGUAUCCAGUUAAUCUUGACCAUCUUGUUUAUAGAAUAGCGGUUAUAUCUUAAAAGAAGAUUCAAAGCCAACCCCAUCUUCUUUUAUCUAAACUCCUACAGAGUCAAAAUGACAAAAAGCAAACUAACUAGUAAUUGGUUUUACUUUCUAUACUAAGUCUUAUAGACACAUGGUUGAUAUAGUAGUUUAGUUUUUUUUUUAUAGUUAUGUGUGGUUGAAGGAUUAAAAGUUUUAACAGAUGCUUCUUUCCAGUAUGACAGUGGCAAUUCUUAAAUUCAUUUUAAAGAUUAGAAACUCAAUCAAAACUGUUUAAUACAGUGCUAAAGUUAACACAUUCUUGUGCAAAAGAAACUGAGUUAAACUUUGUGAUGUCCGAAUUAAAUUUACCUUCCUAAACUUAUCCAAAUUGACUAGUUAGAAAUUUUUGGGAAAUUUUCAGUACAGCUGCAUAAUGUACAUAUAUAUCAACAUUAAAGGACAAUUUAAAGGAACUGGAAUUGAAUUUUGUGUAGGGUUUAGGGUUAAACUCCAUGCUUUUAAAUGAACAUUAAAAUAGAGACAGUUUUUAUUUACCUAUUUAAUUUUUUUUUUAAAUUUUAAUUACCACAGCAAUUGUUAGAGUCCUUAAACACGUUUGACGGCUGAAUAGCUCUAAAAAUAUGCAGCACAAUAAAGAAUCAUUUAUUAUACAACAAAUAUUUGUAAUAGUUUCAUACUAUAUUUUUUCAUAGAUGGUUCAGUAUUAUUUUCUUUAGCCCCUUUGCAAUUAAAUGGCAUUUACAGUCGCCAUCAGCACUUUUGAUGUGUGGUUAAACAACGACCUUCAGAUAGAUUUAAACAAAGUAGACAAAAUGAUUCUCUGAUGCACUGUCGCAAAUGAAACUGCUGACUGUUUGCACUGCUAAUAUGGAGGAUUUUUGACUACUUCUGUGUUAGGCAGAAAAAAUUAAGUAAAUAAGUGAGUAGCAAGAUUUGAAAUGGAUCAGGAUUCACAAAGUAAAUAAUCAUAGUUUUUAUUCUUUAAGAAUUCUCCUUAUGUUUUAUGUUUGUUAGUUUUGCUUUGAUAACUUACAAGCAUAGAGAUUAGUUUAUUUUUUGUAAAACAACAAAUGUAAAAAAAAAUUAUUAUAACUGUCUUAGUUUCUGAAAUUAAUGUAUUAAGAUAUUUAAUUUCUAAAUUGUUUAUGUUAUUGAAUGAUUAAAGCUCAAUUGUUUUCAGGCAUUAAAUCGUUUUCUUGUUUUAACUUAGUUUUUUUAUUUAAGCGCUUCAAAUAUGAAGAUUCUUCUUCAAUAAUUAAGUAUUUUUAUACCAGUUGUAAUCAGAGGUGCAGUGCUGCUGAGUGCAAAGGAACAACACUGCACCACUAUUUUUCCAAAUGAGGAAAUAAAAUAUUCACAGUUGGAUUAAUUGGUUGAAAUUCGGUCUAAUUCUUGCAAGAAAGCCAUUAAUAGCAAAAUGAGUGGUCACAGCUGUCAUCAUGAUAUUUAGAGCCAGAUUUGGCAAUGGUGUGCAACAGUACAAAACCCUCUUUUCGCAUCAGAAAGCUACCUGAUGAUGCAUUCACAAAAAUGCAAACAGUACACUAAUUAACAUAUGCCAUGAGCAGUCCAAAGUACUGGCUCAAAGUGAGCAGACCUGACGAAGGGGGUCAGUGAUGUCAUAAGAAAAAUAAUAAUCUAUAAGUUGAGGUUUUACACAUGUGUUUCUCUCUGAAAACUGUGGAAAUGAAAAUAAAUAACAGGAGGCUGAAUGAGAAACAAUAUGUUUAUGAUAUAAGAGAUAACUCUUCUGAAAUUUCUAGGGACUGUGUUAGGUCCUGAUGACUAAGAUUCAGGUAGAAUGUAUCAAGAGGGGUGCAUUAUUAUUAUCAUGUGAGCAACAGCUGACCUGUUCAUGUAUAGAAGAACAACAAAAAUGUAUUUACCACCAGAACCCGAGGGACAAAUAACUCAGAUUGAUGCUACAACAAAGAGAACUGCACUUUUGCUUGUAAGUUGUUUCAGUGUCAAGUACCAUGAGUGUAAAAUGUUUUCCCCUGUGUUAGAAAAGAAAAACUGAUUAACUGUGUCAUGAAUAAAUGGGCUGUUAUUUACUGAUUUAUAUGAAAUUGAUGAUAACUCAGGUUACAAAAUUGGUAAAAUUUAAAAAUGCUGUCCAUUGUGUUAAAAUAAAAUCCUGAAAAUAA
Maylandia zebra (zebra mbuna) is the source of this 7905-nucleotide messenger RNA. It is a transcript of the gene stim2a, whose product is annotated as tromal interaction molecule 2a. Lineage: Eukaryota; Metazoa; Chordata; Actinopteri; Cichliformes; Cichlidae. Gene Ontology annotation, cellular component: endoplasmic reticulum; plasma membrane. The record is from RefSeq and is a predicted model, not a curated record. Gene Ontology annotation, biological process: intracellular calcium ion homeostasis; activation of store-operated calcium channel activity; store-operated calcium entry. Gene Ontology annotation, molecular function: calcium channel regulator activity; protein binding; calcium ion binding.